This is a messenger RNA of Cucumis melo (muskmelon), 3688 nucleotides long. RefSeq names its product transcription factor LHW-like. The record is from RefSeq and is a predicted model, not a curated record. The coding region runs from base 2270 to 3499 and encodes 409 amino acids. The transcript has 8 exons. NCBI's taxonomy places the organism in Eukaryota, Viridiplantae, Streptophyta, Magnoliopsida, Cucurbitales, Cucurbitaceae.
UAUUUUUAAAAUAUUCAUUUUGAUUCCUAAUAUUUUGAUUUACGUACUCUCUAACUAUCAUAUUAAAGGAUUAAAAUGUUCAUUUUUUAAAAGUUCAAUGAUCAAAAUGAAUCAAAGUUAAAAGAUUAUACAAAAUAAAAUGAAUAUUUUAAAAAUAUUGGAAGCAAUAUUAAAAACAAAAACAGUACUAACUGACAUGUUUGGUUUAUUUUGACAUAUUCUAUUGGGUAUAUUAUUUGAUUGUAAUAGUUAGCAUGAUUCAAGUCCGAUGGCAGAGGACUUUCUCUCCAAAAUUACUAUUGGCUACAAAAAGAAGUAGAGGUGUCAGAUAAACUUAUUUUAUUUAAUUGAAUUGAAUUUGGAGUCCUAAUUUCUCUUUUUAUCUCUCUCAAAAUAUGGGUAACAUGGUUGAAAUGUUUGUAAAGUUGCUACAUUUUAGAAUGGAGACGGUAAAAUCUUGAGACAGACGGAAGAUAGAAGAGAUGGAACGAAUUCUUAUUGAGUGGCCGAUUGUAUUGGUCGCUAAAAGCUUCACUUCCACCUCUCAAUCUGUCCUAGGCCGCGUUUCUGGGCUUAACCAACAUGCACGGAAGGUGUUUGUUAUAAUGUCAAUUCCAAAAAGGUGGAGACUGGCAGAAUGGUGGUAAAGGGCCAACCCAUGGGUCUAGAUUGAUAUCAUUGGAGAAGUAAAGACAGCCUUCUUUUUCCAAAAUUACUGUUGCUGUCGACGCAUAUUUACUUGCUUCAGUAAUGGGAGGCAUCUUCCCAACAUUGUGUUUCUUUCGUCACAGCCAGUAGCCCCAUCUAAUGCCCUAUUAUCCCCGCUUUCAAUGUGAUUAUAAAGGUCCAAUAAGACAUUAUCCUUUAUUACAUAGGGUACUGUUAGCUUGACAUUUAUGUGGCUGCUUUCAGGUUCAAACAUUGCAACAGUGAUACAUCUCAAGGAUGGCAAUUGAAUUUAUUGCAGCUCUUCCAUAUUGGAGCAGGAUAGGGUGUCUGCAAAAAGGUGGAGGGGACAUACUGUGGAAGUGUAUGGUGCUCCUUUCCCCUCAUAAAUUCGUGGUGGACCAUUACUUUCUCAUUUCUUUAUGUUUUUCUUUGUUCUUCUCUGUGUGCUAGAUGUUUGAACACUCAGCAUGCUUAACUGGCUGUCUGAUAAUCUGCCAUCACUAACUCUUGAAGUUUGAAGAAGACGUAUUAUCAGUUUUAACAACAUUUAAUUGGGCAUUUGAUUAAUUACCUGAUGCAAAAUAAUUGGGAUGGGUGCAGUAUAAUAAUUGGUUAUAGUCAAGUCCUUUUGAGUUUAAUUAGACUUAAAACAUAACACAUUUGGCUUGAAAAGUCAUCAUUUUCUCAUUCAUCUCUUUCUAUACUGAGCAAGAAGGGUACUUGACUGGACACUCGUAGCUUUAGUAAACGCAGCCAACUUAGAAAAAAACAAUAAUUGUUGAAGGGCUAAGGUUGCCGAUGGAUAUAUAUUAUGCCAGCUAAGCGAUGUUGACAAGAGAAGAAGAUUUACCUCUUGGAAAGGAUCCUUCUAUAAUAAUUUUCUAACCCCAUUUUUUAAGGAAAGGCUUUCCCCGAGUGUUCAUGAAAGCUUAUCAAAUAUUUAAUAAGUCAGUUGGCCAUGAAAGAUUCAACUUCGUCCCUCCUUGCAGAAAAUUUAGCAGGCGGGUUUUCAGUAAAGCAAUUGAUACCAUGGAUUGCUUCUGUCAAAGUAAAUGAAGCAUGGAACUUGAGAGUGUGAGAAGACCAGAGCUGUCUUGCAUAUGGUGGGCCAACAUAAGGACGAAGUUUGGUGCAAUUUGAAUCCAAUGGAGCUAUCAAACUUUUUGCGGACCACAUCACCUACAAUAGACAAAUUGUUAUGUAGGCAUUUGCCGGUAAUGAGUGUUAAAUGAUUUAUUUUUUCGGGAAACAGAACCUUGGAUUAUAUAUGUAUUCCUUAACACUUGCAUGUUUUGCUUUCCUGUCCCGUAAAUUAUAUCAGGAAGUUGCAUUGUGAAGAUCCUCCAACGUUUAUUAAUGUGCAAUAUAUGUAUUAGAGAAAAUUUGAGGUUAUGAGUCGAUAAUGAAUCUAUUAAAUUUUAAUGAGAUUUUUACGUAGAGAUUACUGUAAUCCCAAAUCAAUAGUUGUAAUAUGAUUACUAAAUUUUAUUAAUUUUAAAUUUUUAGUUCUUUUUUGGUGGCGAAAUCACUACCACGGCAUAAAUUAUAUGUAUAGUAUAGCCAGGACUAGGAGGAGGUUGAAGCGUGUUUCCCACACUAAAUGCCAGCGAGUAGGUGUAGUAAGUACCAUGAUUGCUCUUUCCCAUUUAAUUGUGAGGAGAAAGACGAGUACAGAGCCAAUCGGUUUUCUUUCAGUAAAAUGGAAAGUGGCCUUCCCAUGCUUAACUGUCUGUUGCAACACACUUUAAGGAGUUUAUGUUUGUCUUCAGACUCUUGUAGCUCUACCUCUUCUAAGUGGGUUUAUGCCAUUUUCUGGAGGAUCCUCCCAAGAAACUUUCCUCCUCCCAAGUGGGAGUUUGGCGGGAGUGCCCUUGAUCGCUCAAAAGGAAACAAGAGAAACUGGAUUCUUGUUUGGGAAGAUGGAUUUUGUGAUUUCCACGAAUGUCAAAGAGCAGCAGGUGGGUGUAUUACAGGAAGGUUUGGAGUUGAUCUCUUCUUCAAAAUGUCUCAUGAGGUUUACAGUUAUGGAGAAGGAUUAGUUGGAAAGGUUGGAGCAGAUAAUAGUCAUAAAUGGGUUUUCAGAGAUAACGCAACUGAAAGUGAUCCGAACCUCAUCUCCUCGUGGAACUCAUCCAUUGAGCCUCAACCUCGAGCGUGGGAGUCUCAAUUUCAAUCAGGCAUUCAGACGAUUGCAGUCAUUGCUGUACGAGAAGGCGUAGUUCAACUGGGCUCUUUUGAUAAGGUCCCGGAAGAUCUCAAUUUAGUCAUUAAUGUACAGAGGAAAUUCAGCUACCUGCAUAGCGUGCCAGGUAUCUUUGCGGUUCAAAGGCCCUACCUUCCUAGCCAACAUCCAUACGUUUUAAAGCCAGAUGUCCAGAUGAUCGAAAACCAAUCUACUGGGUUGAAGAGAUUGUUCAGUUCUAUGCUUGAUGAAUCUCCCAUCAAAUCCAUCAACUUAGGCUGGAAUACCCCACAACAUUCCUUGACUACUGGAUCGCCAGUGUGGCCAAUACCACCUCUUCUUCCUUCCACUUCAUGCAGCCUUGGAACUUUUAAAUCAAAUUUUCCUUCUAAUAGCACCCCACCUUGUGAAGUCAAUGGUCGUCCUGACCCAGUUCAACACAUGUCCAUUAACCACCCAAACCCAAAUACAACGAAAGCUUCCAACUCAGAAGUAAAGAUAGAAACCUCCAACAAGUUAGAUGCAGCUCAAGAAACAGAAGAGAAACAAAAUUGUUUAAACCCAAGUCUGCGGUUUGAAGAUGGGGUGAUGACAGAGUUGGGCUUCAGACUUGGAGAGACAACCCAGAAUGGUCAAAAUAUGAAUUAAUUAGGAAAAGUACCCUUUGCAAUGACAUUAAUUGUCACAAAAAGGAUGAUUUGGGUACUUGCAUGGAUUUGGAUGGUUGGUUGGCAUGCACCCAAAUUGUAUAAUCACUGUUUUUUUAGUUAUCUGUUAAUAAAAAUAUAUAGCUACUAAAGUAGUUUAAUCAUCAAACAAAGAUGGCUUUAUCUUUCA